GCAGUGGAAACUUUCCACCGCUCGCGUCGUGAGAGAGACCGGGGCAAGGGAGCGAGAAGCCGAGAAGGAGCUGCGAGGGGCCAUCGAUGGCCAUGGCGGCGGGCGGGCCCAACGGCGGCGCGAAGGUGGUCAGCCUUCGCCUGCAGUACUACUGCGUGUUCGCGGCGGUGGGCGUGGCGGUCAUCGUGCUGUCGCUCACCUUCCUGUCGCCGUCCGCCAUGGGCGCCGUCCGCCAGAACCUCGGCACCGUCGUGGCCGUGGCCACGAAUUCCACCAGCGGCGACGAAGCGGCACGGGUGGUAGGAGGCGGGGAGGCGGUGGCCGCGGCCAAGGCGGAGCCGGAGAAGGAGAAGCCGAAGAAAGCGGAGCCGCCGGUGGUGCUGUUCAACUUCGGCGACUCCAACUCGGACACCGGCGGCGUGGCGGCGGCCGGGGGCAUCCACAUCAUGCCGCCCGAGGGACGCACCUACUUCCGCCGCCCCACCGGCCGCCUCUCCGACGGCCGCGUCAUCAUCGACUUCAUCUGCGCGAGUCUGAAGACGCAUGAGCUGAAUCCGUACCUGAAGGCAGUGGGCUCCGACUACAGCAACGGUGUCAACUUCGCCAUGGCCGGCUCCACGGUGUCCCACGGCGUCUCCCCCUACUCCCUCAAUGUCCAGGUCGACCAGUUCGUCUACUUCAAGCGCAGAUCCCUGGAGCUCAUCGAGCUAGGACUGAAGGGCCCGGUGAGCAAGGAGGGCUUCGAGAACGCGCUCUACAUGAUGGACAUCGGCCACAACGACGUCGCCGGCGUGAUGCACACGCCGUCCGAUCAGUGGGACAAGAAGUUCAGACAGAUAGUCAGCGAGAUCGGCGACGCGAUCCGGAUCCUGUACGACAAUGGCGCGAGGAAGUUCUGGAUCCAUGGCACGGGCGCCCUGGGCUGCCUGCCGGCGCUGGUGGUGCAGGAGAAGGGUGGCGAGCACGACGCGCACGGCUGCCUCGCCAGCCACAACCGGGCGGCGCAGGCCUUCAACAAGAAGCUCAGCGACCUCUGCGACGAGGUGCGGCUGCGCCUCAAGGACGCCACCGUCGUCUACACCGACAUGUUCGCCAUCAAGUACGGCUUCGUCGCCAACCACACCAAAUACGGGAUUGAGUGGCCAUUGAUGGUGUGCUGCGGAAACGGCGGCCCGCCUUACAACUUCAUGCCGGGGAAGUUCGGCUGCGGCGAUCUCUGCGGGCCGGAGGAGAAGGUGCUGAGCUGGGACGGCGUGCACUUCACCGACUUCGGCAGCGGCCUUGCCGCCAAGCAUGCCAUGAGUGGCGAGUACUCCAAGCCCAGAGUAAAGCUGGCGAGCUUGCUCAAUGGUGGCUCCAAGAAGCCAUCAUCUGUGUCUUGAUGCUCAUCAAUCAACGAUUGAACCACGAACUUACUUUGGCCGGGUCUUUAAAAAGAAUGGUUUCUUGACAAAAAGGAAAAAAGAAGAAGCUUCGAAUGGAUCAUGGAUGAGUGGAUAAUGGUGAAGAUCAAUCCAUACGAUGACCACGAUGGAUGAUGUGGGUGUUGUAAAGGUCGCAGCUGAUUGUUGGCUCCUUGUACACAAUAGGCAAAUAGCUCCCUCGGCUACAAGUAAAAAGUUGUCGAUAUUUUCUUUGCACUUUUGGAGUAUAAUGAUUUUGCUUUGUUGGUGUAUGUGUAUAGACAAUGUAUGUGGCGGCUGGGAUUUCACAGAGCUCAUGAAAAACGGUGAAUCAUAGAUUUAUUUGAUCUGUAAAAGAAGGUAAUACAAAAACUUCCAAGCAUAGGCACUUUUUUA
Triticum dicoccoides is the source of this 1799-nucleotide messenger RNA. Its product is annotated as GDSL esterase/lipase LIP-4-like. The record is from RefSeq and is a predicted model, not a curated record. The coding region runs from base 87 to 1382 and encodes 431 amino acids. NCBI's taxonomy places the organism in Eukaryota, Viridiplantae, Streptophyta, Magnoliopsida, Poales, Poaceae. The transcript is spliced from 5 exons. Gene Ontology annotation, molecular function: hydrolase activity, acting on ester bonds.